Molecule: messenger RNA, 733 nt
Organism: Engraulis encrasicolus (European anchovy)
Lineage: Eukaryota; Metazoa; Chordata; Actinopteri; Clupeiformes; Engraulidae
Exons: 3
Coding region: 16-666 (216 amino acids)
Biological process (GO): protein phosphorylation
Molecular function (GO): ATP binding; protein kinase activity
Source: RefSeq, a predicted model, not a curated record
CCUCACAUUGUGAAAAUGAUGGUAGUCUCCAGAAAAGAGCAUCAGCUCCUCAUCGCUUAUGAGUACAUCCAUGGUGCCAAUUUGGAGGAGAUUAUACACAAAUCAUGCCCCAUCAAGUUGAAUGGAAAUGACAAAAUGUUUGUUGCCUUGGAAAUUGGAAUGGCAGUUGAAUACAUUCACGGAAGACAUAUCAUCCAUCAGGAUAUCAAGCCAGCAAAUAUCUUGGUUUCUGAAAGGAGCAAGACAGCCUACCUCACAGACUGGGGGCUGGCCAACAUGAAGGAUUCUCUGGCUCAGUUCGGAGCUGCAGCUCCAGGGGAGAUGUGCGGUCCUCGAUACGCAGGAAGUGAACUGUACAUGGCCCCAGAACUCCUCCUGAACAACGAACGCUGCACCAGCAUGUCUGACAUGUGGUCUCUUGGACUUACGUGUCUGGAGAUGUUUACAGAUUCUGAGCCCUGGGUUCUGAAUAAUCGUGGUGCGUUGCCAGGACUCCUCUUGAAACAGAGGCUUCCUCAUGCACUGGCUAAACUGCAGUCAUGUCUCACUGAGAUUGUGGAGCCACUGGUGGAAUAUGAACCCCAGUUACGCAUGAAUGCCACAGCUCUGGUGACACGCCUGAAAUCAAAAGUUGAUCUCGUGAAGAGAUACGGGUUCAACUUCUGAUGUAAGAAUCACCAUCCAGUGCUCUCCAUCCAAACUCUUAAACUUUCUUGCAAACAUCCAAAAACAA